Cynara cardunculus var. scolymus (artichoke) is the source of this 1424-nucleotide messenger RNA. Its product is annotated as mitochondrial uncoupling protein 2-like. Gene Ontology annotation, cellular component: mitochondrial membrane. Bases 231 to 1136 code for a protein of 301 amino acids. Gene Ontology annotation, molecular function: oxidative phosphorylation uncoupler activity. The record is from RefSeq and is a predicted model, not a curated record. The transcript has 9 exons. Gene Ontology annotation, biological process: mitochondrial transport; mitochondrial transmembrane transport. NCBI's taxonomy places the organism in Eukaryota, Viridiplantae, Streptophyta, Magnoliopsida, Asterales, Asteraceae.
AAAAAAAGCAAAUAGAUUCAAAAGGGAAAUACCGAAUACAUUCCGAUCAAAAUACUCAAACAAUAAAUACUUGAAUGCAAGUACACUUCCACAGUUGUGAUUUGUGAACGACGACAACCACCACCACCGCUACUAUAUCAAUCUACAAUAAAUGAAGGACCUGAGAACCACUUCUUCUCAAUUCAACCAUACCCACAUCCAAGCCAAGCUUCACUUUUAUCGUACCAAUUAUGGCGGAUCUCAGCCAUCGCACUGAGAUCUCCUUUGCCGGAACCUUCAUUAGCAGCGCCUUCGCCGCUUGUUUUGCCGAGAUAUGUACAAUUCCUCUAGACACUGCCAAAGUUCGGCUUCAACUUCAAAAAAGAGCGGUAUUGGGAGAAGGUGGUGCAUCUAAGUACAAGGGUCUUUUAGGUACCGUUGCCACUAUAGCCAAAGAAGAAGGUUUACUUGCACUUUGGAAAGGUAUUAUACCUGGAUUACAUCGCCAAUUUAUAUAUGGAGGCUUAAGGAUCAGUCUUUAUGAGCCUGUCAAGGCUUUUUGUGCGGGCAGUAUCAUUCUUGCAGACAUUUCAUUAUUCCAGAAGAUAGUUGCUGCUUUGAUUACAGGUGCUAUAGCGAUUUCGUUGGCUAAUCCAACCGAUCUAGUGAAAGUUCGGCUUCAAGCGGAAGGUAAAUUACCACAUGGCGCACCCCGACGCUACUCUGGUGCUCUAAAUGCCUACUACACCAUAUUGAAGGAGGAAGGACUAGUGGCUCUCUGGACUGGUCUGGGCCCAAAUAUCGCUAGAAAUGCUAUUAUUAAUGCAGCAGAACUCGCUAGCUAUGAUCAAGUGAAACAGAGCAUUUUGAAAAUUCCAGGGUUCACGGACAAUAUAUUAACUCAUCUACUAGCCGGUUUAGGUGCAGGAUUCUUUGCGGUGUUGAUUGGUUCACCUGUUGAUGUGGUGAAGUCUAGAAUGAUGGGAGAUUCAAUCUACAAAAGCACUGUUGAUUGUAUGGUUAAAACCUUGAGAGUUGAGGGAGCCCUCGCUUUCUACAAGGGAUUCCUUCCAAAUUUUGGUCGGCUAGGAUCCUGGAACGUUAUAAUGUUCUUAACUCUUGAGCAAGUAAAGAAAUUAUUCAUGUGGGAAGUUUGAAUUCCCGGAAUCACUAGUUCCUCAACGUUCUUUUCCGUUCUUUGGAGAUAGUUAUGGUGUCGGUUUUCUUGGAGCUGGACAAUCAUAUUAUCCGUCACACUUUUAGAAUUUAUAGGUGAUGGAUAUUAAACUCGAACCUUAUCUAUUGUGGGAUUUGCUGGGCUGGUUUGAUUUAGUUAGCGAAUGCGAUUCAAAAGUUAUGAACAAUAUAGUUGUAUUUUUUAUUGUUUCCAGAAUCUGGAAACAAUGGAACUUGAACUUAUGACAUUCAAAUGAACUUUCGAUGUC